Messenger RNA from Arabis nemorensis, 1239 nucleotides. The record is from the annotation of a GenBank genome assembly. Lineage: Eukaryota; Viridiplantae; Streptophyta; Magnoliopsida; Brassicales; Brassicaceae.
AUGGAACCUGUUCCACCAUCUCCAAUUACAUGGCCAAAUGGCGGCGGUCUCACCACCGAGUGGGUGCAUGGGCUUAUGUCGUCUUUCGAAUGGUCUUCAUGGAACCUCCUUCCUUCCCAGUUACCUUCACUGAUGCCAGUCAAUGUCUUUGAUUCUCUCGUACUCACGGCUUCCAAAAUCCUCCACAAAGAGCGUAACUGUGUUCACAUCGAUGAUAUUGACUCUGAUUCCGCAGUUGUUGUGGUUGGUGACAUUCAUGGUCAGCUCCAUGACCUUCUUUUUCUAUUGAAAGAUUCUGGCUUUCCUUGUCAAAACCGGUUUUAUGUAUUCAACGGAGACUAUGUGGAUCGUGGUGCUUGGGGACUCGAGACCUUCCUCGUCCUCUUGUCCUGGAAGGUUUUGAUGCCGGACCGAGUCUUCCUUCUUCGUGGUAAUCAUGAAUCGAAAUACUGUACAUCUAUGUACGGUUUCGAACAGGAAGUGCUUACAAAAUACGGCGACAAGGGAAGACAUGUGUACCGUAAAUGUUUGGGUUGCUUUGAAGGUCUUCCUUUGGCUUCCAUAAUUUCCGGACGUGUUUAUACAGCACACGGAGGGCUUUUCCGCAGCCCAGUCUUGCCUAAAAGAACAAGGGGAAAGAAGAACCGUCGGGUACCCCUUCUUCCACCUGAACCAAGCUCGUUGAAACUCGGUACUUUAGAAGAAUUGAAGCAAGCUCGAAGAUCAGUUCUUGAUCCUCCUUGGGAAGGUCCGAACUUGAUUCCCGGAGAUGUUUUGUGGUCUGAUCCAUCAAUGACUCCCGGACUUUCGCCAAAUAAAGGGAGAGGCAUUGGUCUUCUUUGGGGUCCCGACUGUACAGAGGAGUUUUUGAAGAAGUUUGAACUAAAGUUAAUCAUCAGAUCACAUGAAGGUCCAGAUGCUAGAGAGAAGAGAGAUGGUCUAGGUGCUAUGGACAAAGGAUAUACGAUAGACCAUGAGGUCGAAUCUGGAAAGCUUAUCACUAUUUUCAGUGCUCCAGACUAUCCGCAAUUCCAGGCAACAGAAGACAGGUACAAAAACAAAGGAGCAUAUGUUAUAUUGAAGGCUCCUGAUUUCUCUGAUCCUCAAUUUAGAAGUUUCGAAGCAGUUACUCCGCGACCAAAGGCGAAUCCUUAUUACGAUUUUGAAAAUGUGAUUGAUUCUGAUGAUGAGAUGGAUAAGUCAGCAAUGGACACCAACGACGAACAACCAAAUCACUGA